AUGGCGACCGGCGAUUACCAUUUUCCAUCGCAGGACUUGAGGGUGCCUAAGCGAAGGCGAGCGGAGCGUCCCCGCUCCUCGCCUCCGUCGGGUUCUGGGCUCACCGAAGACGAGAAGGAGUGCAUCCUUGCGCUCCUGGCCUUAUCAAGGGCUCCGGUCAUUCACGACGAGGAGAUGACUCCGGCGGAGGAAGCGAGGUCCUCGUUUUUGCGGCCGGAUGAGGAGGAGCAGAGCCAGUCGCUUCCGUUGCCAUCGUCGUCUCUACCGAAACAGCAGCAAGAGGUGCCUCCGAUUUCACCUCCGUCGCUGUCGCAGCAGGACCAGCCGCUUCCGCAACCUCCUCCGGCGGAGAGAGACUUAUCUCCUCUUCCGCCGCAACAAAACCAACCGCUUCCGCUACCACCUGCGGUUGAGGGAACCUUAUCUCCUCUUCCACUACCUCCUCCACCAGAUCGAGCGAUGUCUCUGGUUUUGUGCCCGAUGCCGAUUCGAUGUUAUCGACCUCCUCUGCCUCCGCCGCAACCGCCGAUCCAACGGCCGACUCCUUUUGUAUAUAUGGCGCCGACACAGCAGAACCAGUUGCAGUAUGUAUGCUCCGUGUGCGGCAAAGCAUUCUCUUCGUACCAGGCCUUGGGAGGCCACAAAACCAAACACCGGAAGCGCCCUGCCGAAAUCAGCGCCGCCGCAUCCGCCGCGUGGGUCGCCACCGGACCGACAGAUCAGAGCAAGCCUCACACUUGCUCUUUGUGCCCCAAGUCGUUCCCGACGGGGCAAGCGCUAGGCGGGCACAUGAGAGCCCACUACGAGGGCAAUAGACGACAAGCCACAGCCCAGAGCCGACCGGUGGCAGCAGCCCCGUCGUCUUCGCUGACGGAGUGCUCGACCUCGAAGGGCCUGGGAAUCGACCUCAACCAGCCGCUGACUCCGGAAGCAGAUUGGGCUACUGAAGAGAAAGCGGCCAUCUCUCAGCCGGCGACAGCAGCCACGUCCGAACCUACUCGCUUCUUUAAUUUCUUCUUUUAA
Zingiber officinale is the source of this 1023-nucleotide messenger RNA. Its product is annotated as zinc finger protein 36-like. The coding region runs from base 1 to 1023 and encodes 340 amino acids. NCBI's taxonomy places the organism in Eukaryota, Viridiplantae, Streptophyta, Magnoliopsida, Zingiberales, Zingiberaceae. Gene Ontology annotation, molecular function: DNA-binding transcription factor activity. The transcript has a single exon. The record is from RefSeq and is a predicted model, not a curated record.